AUGACUUCCACACACCGUCUCCCUGAGAAUCAAUCAGCUAUCGUACAGGAUGCCAACGGUCAGCUGCAACUGCUACACGAUGCAGUUGUCCCCGAACUGAGGCCGCACACGGUUCUCGUUAAGGUUGCAGCGGUCGCAUUGAACCCUUACGAUUACAAGCUUCCUCUCUAUUUCCCUUUUCCAGGAACCACCGGCGGCAGCGACUUUGUAGGCACUGUCGUAGGAAUAGGUGCACAGGCAGCUAGAGAUCGACCGGAUCUUUCAUUAGGCGACUUAGUCAGUGGCUGUGUGUACGGAUGGCAUCCCGAAACACCAGAAAAUGGCUCUUUUGCGCAGUACGUGCGAGCAGAUGCUCAGCUGGUUUUUAGGGUGGGGUCUUACAAGCUCGAGGAUGCGGCUACCUUCAAUGCGGCAUUCGCUACCUUGUGCCUGGCCCUUUGGCAUUCCGAAGGUCUUGAGUUAGCUCACUCUCCAGCCCACCCGCUGCGCAACGCAUCCUCACAAUCGUCAUAUGUAUUUGUAUACGGAGGAAGCACUGCUACAGGUACCAUGGCACUGCAACUGCUUAAAUUGUCCGGUUACUCUACCAUAGCCUCAUGCUCUCCUAGGUCGUUCGAUUUGGUCAGAUCCUACGGAGCCGACCAUGUCUUUGACUACUUGAAUCCCGAAACUUCGUCAGCAAUUCGCAAGCUGACCGAAGGGGCACUGAGCCUCGUGCUCGACUGCAUCUCAGAUCACCACUCUAUUGCUGUAUGUCAUGGAUCUAUUGGUCGACCGGGUGGGCGGCUAGUUGUUCUCGAAGUGCCACCUGAGCCACGGCCAGGAGAAAAGAGACGUAAAGCAGUUAAGCAGUUCUUCGUAGACGGUCACGAGGUCUUUGGUGUUGGCGUGCCCAUAGACAGUCCCGGCUAUAGAAGGCUUCCCAGCCCAGAAAAGCAUGAAUUCGCUACCAAAAAGGCACUCGAGUUUCAGGAGCUAAUCGAUGGAAGCAAACUACAUGCUCACCCGGUAGACAUUAUUGACGGAGGUUUAGAAAAAAUCCCGUCAGCUCUGCAAAUGUUGAAAGCGGGUGUUUCAGGAAAGAAAUUGGUUCUACGUAUAUCUUAA
Molecule: messenger RNA, 1107 nt
Organism: Ascochyta rabiei
Lineage: Eukaryota; Fungi; Ascomycota; Dothideomycetes; Pleosporales; Didymellaceae
Exons: 3
Coding region: 1-1107 (368 amino acids)
Molecular function (GO): oxidoreductase activity, acting on NAD(P)H
Source: RefSeq, a predicted model, not a curated record